AUGGCAGACAGCACCGCGACUUCCAACGACUCCGACGCCGCCGCCCAGCGAGCUGCAGAGCAGGCGCGGCUUCGCAAGGAGCGCAGAGAAGCAAAGAUCAAAGCUGGAGGAUCCGCGAGACUGGAGAGAAUCACCGGCGUCGGCGGUCGUGUCACUGGAGACUCACAGCCUACAGCCCCGUCCGCUCCGGCCACCUUAUCGAAGGCGUCUACAUCAGACGAGCACGCCACGGAUCCUGCCGAGGUCGACAUCUCAGAGCACUUCUUCGUCCCGAAAAAGACAUCUCGCAAGCCCCUCGAUGGCGUCUUCUCCCCCAGUCCCGAGCCAUCGCUCUCUGAGGCACAGCUGCGCCAGAUGAUGCUCGGUCUCGAUCGUUCUGAUCAACCCAGUCCCGUUCCCGGCGCGACGGGUCCAGCUCUGCCGCCUGGCAUGGAGGACGACCCCAUCAUGAAGAUGAUGUCCCAGAUGAUGUCCUCGGGCUCGAUACCAGGCUUCGGUGGCGCAGAUGGAGCUUCCAACCCUUUCGCCAACAUGAAUCUUCCACAGCAGCAAGCUGCAGUCCAGCUACCCAAAUCCUCGUCAGUAUCUUUCUGGCGCCUCAUCCAUGCCCUAGUCGCUCUUGGCCUGGGUCUAUUCUUCGUCCUCACGACAAACUUCUCCGGCAGCAAAGUCGAGCGCGAGCGCACCGCCCUGGCAUUCGAGCAAGAGGUGGACGUGGAGGCGGAAAGGCGGAAGAAUUUGUUCUUCUGGACGUUUGCCACUGCCGAGGUCUUGCUGUUAUCGACGAGGAUGUUCCUCGACAAGAGGAGUACUAACGCCACGGGAUUUGUUGCGACCGCUAUUUCGUACCUGCCGCAGCCGUAUCGAGGCUACAUCGAGAUUGGACAGCGGUAUUUCCAAAUCUUCUCCACUGUGAGAACCGAUAUUUUGACGUGUAUCUUUGUGCUUGGAGUUGUUUCUUGGCUA
This is a messenger RNA of Trichoderma virens Gv29-8, 966 nucleotides long. RefSeq lists its product as uncharacterized. The record is from RefSeq and is a predicted model, not a curated record. The transcript has 2 exons. Gene Ontology annotation, biological process: retrograde vesicle-mediated transport, Golgi to endoplasmic reticulum. The annotation marks the transcript as partial. Lineage: Eukaryota; Fungi; Ascomycota; Sordariomycetes; Hypocreales; Hypocreaceae.